AGGAAUCUUUGGUAUUAUACCCACCGAUAGAGGCAAAUCAGUUUACAAAUGACACAUUUAUAAACUGGUUUUACAGUUUGGUGCAAGUAUUUGUAUUGCCUAACCGAAGCAAAUGUACAUUAUGAUACGAAUUACUGAAAAGUACUUAAAUACUGUGACAUCACUUGUAAUUAACGUUGCGGAUAUAAACUUAUGUAAUAUAAACACAAGCUAAAUAGAUGCAAUACAAUAACAAUGGCAAAUAGAAAACAAUAUUUCGAAUUAUGGAUAAAGGAGCUCUUUGCAAACAAACAAGGGGAACGUUUAAAACAGUCACCGUUUUUCAACUGGAUGAAGGCAUGUUUAGCUUUAAAAAUUACAAGUGAAGGACUUCAAAGAUUUGUUAUAAGGUCAUUAUUGAAAGUUCAUGACGAGAUUAUGAAUCAUUACAAGAUUGGCGGAGUAAAAUGUUGCGAAUGUUCAACACCGAAUAUAAUUCCUUGUCAAACCGACGGUUUUUGUUUACCUGGUGAUAGUUUUGAAAUUCACGAUGAUGUGUCAACUCAGUAUAGGCCAUGCCCUAAAGGAGUGUGCGACAAAAUCAGAGACCACAUUAUCGGUUGUCAUGUGAACAAAGCACCAAACUGGGCCAAUACAAAUGCGAAAAGAUGGUGCUUUGAUUACUGGGAGAUAGGAAAGUGCUUUAUAGAAACAGAUGGCUAUAAGAUGACCACACAGGCGCGAACAACGGAUUUCAAUGAUGUUAUAAGCAUACUUCGGAACUGCAAUCGUUGCCACGAAAUUCUGAGCAAGCACGAUGGAACUAUUGCUUGUCUACUGCUCAAGAUCCAAGACAUUGCUUCGCGGGUAACAUAUACUAAGGACUUCAUAAUUUCUGGCGACGAUUUACAAAAGAUGAUUGACAUGUUGUCACAAAUGCUUAAUAUUGUAAGUUCGGAAGAGAAAAAAGCUUCGCCAUCAAAGAUUAGCAACUUACUUUUAAAGCAGCUUGAAUCCAGCGAUUAUAAUUUUACUGAGCAAGAAAUAGCAUAUUUACUUCAACAAAUCAUUUUGACUUUUCUGCAAAGCUUCAACACCAAAAUACAAUUACAAGAACCUAUUCCAAGCAACCGGCCCGUUCGUCCCAUGCGUCGACAGCUGAGUUUAUACAUGGAACAGACACAGGAAAUUAUUAAAAAAUUGCCAGAAAAUAAAUCCGAGUGUAUUCUGCGAAUUAUUACUCAAAAUGGCGAUGAACGCGAUAAACAGAUAGAAGCUGUUAUUCAGAGACAGGCACGGUGGAACAACGACAGAUUCAACGAAUCUUUAAACUCAAGAAGGGUGAAUACAAAUAACUUGUCGGCGUUUUCAUUUAGUUGUGCAACAAUUCAGGGAAUCAUCAAUCGAUGUAAAAAUAACUUGAACGGCUCUUCUUUAACACAACGAGAAUUAAACAUUCUCGAUUCAACUUCAAUGAUUGUUUAUGCAACUGUAACCUUAUCACAAGAUAUAUGGGACGGAUUUGAAGGAGAAAAUCAAAGAGAACAUAGCAUACUUAAGAUACACGACGAACCAGUAUUGAUUGUAGCAGAAUACAAUUUUCAAGAAGCCGUCUUUUCUUUUAUUAAGCAAAAUAAUAUAAAAGAACUCUGUAGCGUCAUGCUUGUUGACGACGAGGCGCGCACACAGAGUAAAAAGAGGAAUGAUGACGUUUUGAUUGUAUAUUCCUUACCCGGGAAUUUAAUGGAGAAUGCUGAUGCUUUGCUGGAAAGAUUUGCAUUCCGCAUAUUAAAGCGAUUGAUUGAAUCGGCAAGAAUAACAAUUGACUCGGCGCCUAAUUUUAUUGUUGAUAUGGAUGAGACAAUACUCGUAGUUUGUGACGGUAUUCAUGCAGCGUACAGACGUAGCGAAGUGCCAAGGGAGGAGUGGCCGGUAAUUCCGGAUUUCGACGUUGAAUAUCCUCCAGAAAUUGACAAGAUUAUAACGACCGUUUUAAAAAUUCCGGGAGUAUUCGGAUGCUCGAAAAAACGAGUAGGACUGUUUAUUGACAUCAAUGCCACUGAUGAGCAUUUAAGAGAAUCGAUUUCAAAAAACGUAAGCAAAAUAAUGGAUGAAAAUCGUAUUCGUCGUUUUGUGUGCCGUUUUUGUACCUUUAAACAUUUGAGUGUCCAAUCUGGUGAUCCGAUACAUGUUCGCGGAGCACAAGGUACGCUUGGCGGCUUUGCGGAAAAACGCCAUGCUCUCGUUAAAUCACCCCCAUGUCAAACAACGGAGAUAAGAGGGAAUACAGAAGAAACACUUUAUUUUCGGGACGAAAAUAAAUUAGUUGCUUUAAUAUCAGGACACUUAAGUUUCCUCGAUCAUCCACCAGAAGCUGACAGGACAAGGUAUUUAACCUCUUGUUCGCAAAACAAAAUAAUUGGUCAAUUUGAAGUACCGGAUCAGGAAGAAUGGAUUGAUAUGGUGUGUGUUGAAGUUUAUGACGAGUUUAGAGGGGUUUGUGAAACUAAGUUUAGAAAUGAAUAUGGCGUUAGCCUUUUUGCCGACCUCAUCGAACACAAAUCGUUAGAGAAUUGGGAAUUCUCUCCUGUGCAUAUUUGGGGAGCUAAGACGUCACCGGGUUCAGGACAAAUUCUUGAAACAAAUUAUGUAGUGGAUGAAGCACCCGGUAAAUUUAUUGUCAUAUCUGAACGAAAGAGCGACAAGCUAUUCAGCACACCUGGAGAUAGUGGAUCGAUUGUUUGUGGAACUGACAGAAAAAAGAGCUUUUUUGCCAUUGCGAUGCUGAUAGGAGAAAUACAAAGCAAAGACGAGAAGUCACCAAAAAGAUAUUUAGCAUUGGUUCUGAAAGACGGUCUAAAUCAUAUUGCAAAGAAAUGUGGUUGUGAGUUUAGUCUUUGUAAAGCUAGUUCAUGAAUGUAUUUUGGAUUGUUACUACCAUUUUAACAAUGUUUUAACAAAUCCCCUAUCCCCUAACUAUGCAUUUACUACUACAUACUACUAUAGUUAUACUGUUUUCGACAAUAGUGAACAAGUAAAAAGUAAUCCUGACAUGACAAUUUAAUUGGAAUAUAAACAAAGAUUCCGUU
Molecule: messenger RNA, 3068 nt
Organism: Dreissena polymorpha
Lineage: Eukaryota; Metazoa; Mollusca; Bivalvia; Myida; Dreissenidae
Exons: 6
Coding region: 235-2895 (886 amino acids)
Source: RefSeq, a predicted model, not a curated record